ACAUCAUGUAACCGAACACGGAAGUAAACGAAUGAAAGCGGUCUCAUGCUAAUGUUGGCAUCAUGGUUGUAUUAGUUUUGCAGCUAUUGUAGCUGGAUAGGUUGCAAAACAGGUAUUUCUGUUAACCCUAAUUUACAACACUUGAACGACGACAUCGCUGUGGCUAUGUCUCAGAAGGAAGUGAAGGAAGCGUUUGUCAGUAAUCUCAAUGGGACGUCUCUGCAGGAGGUGGCUCUGGGCUCCUGUCUUGCUCCAAUAUGCGUUCUGAACCGAGGACUGAUGUUGAUCCUUUACCAGCAGGCCAAAGGGACUCAGCCACUGCCGCUCGUUUUUCACCUGUUUUUAGACUUCACUGUACUUAUUUUUCCCCUUGUCCUGUCGUGCACGGUCUUCAGCAGUAUUCUUCACCAGGUCAUCCUAAGCUUAACCUUUGUUUCAGCCAGUAUGUUCUGGUGUAUCUAUCGCUCUGACAGUCAUUCCUCCCCUCAGCACCCAAAGACCAGCACCUUCCUACAGAGCCGUAUUCAAGUUAACCAGGUGCCCUUUGUGACUCUCUUCAGGGUGUUUAUUAAUGUGAAGACAGCCAUCAGCAUUCUUGCCGUUGACUUUGCUGUUUUCCCAAGACGAUAUGCAAAAACUGAAACUUAUGGGACUGGUGUUAUGGACUUUGGCGUUGGAGCAUUUGUUUUUUCCAAUGCACUUGUAUGCCCAGAGGCACGGAGGAAGAACAUCUCAGGAUGUAAGAUGAAUUACAUCACAAAGCAGCUCCUGUCUGUGUGGCCUCUGGUUGUCCUGGGUAUGGGAAGGCUGGUGAGUGUUAAAAUGUCUGGCUACCACGAACAUGUGACAGAAUAUGGGAUCCACUGGAAUUUCUUCUUUACGCUAGCAAUUGUCAGAGUUGUGGCUUCCGUACUUCUGGUUGUCUUACCAGCCAGACGGUCUUGGUUCUUUGCCCUUCUGAUUUGUGGGAUUUACCAGUUGUUUUUGGAGAGAACAGCCUUGAAGGGUUUUAUCAUCCACAAUAAUGACAGAGAAAAGGACUUUCUGCAUGCAAACAAAGAAGGCAUAUUCUCUGUAGUGGGCUACGUAGCCAUCUAUAUGGCAGGCGUUCAGGUUGGGCUUUAUGUGAUGCAGCCGAGGUCCCAUGUUAGAGAGUGGCUCAAAGCACUUUUUAUCCUUUUGCUGGGAAGCUCCAUGCUGUAUGCAGCUUUGUACAUAUGUCAGACACUGGUGGAGCCAGUUUCUCGUCGCUCAGCUAAUUUACCUUUCUGCCUUUGGAGUGUGGCGCAGUCUUUGUUUUUUAUUUCCUGCCUUGGUAUAGCUGACAUGGUUUUACUGUUUUCCAAAAGAACAUCGGGCUGUCACUUUGUGCCCUCGUCAUGGAAGCUUCAGAGAAAAGACUCAAACUCAGUCACAGACAAAGAGAGCAUUGAAUCUGAAAGAUUCUGUCUUGUUCAAGCGGUCAGCAGGAAUCAGUUGUUAUUCUUUAUUUUUGCAAAUAUCAUGACAGGACUGACUAACUCUUUAGUGGAAACACUCAGCUGCAGCAGUUCAUUUUCAGUUUGUGUUUUACUGUUAUACAUGUUUAUGAAUUGCUUUGUAAUAUAUGCUUUACAUCUCUGUGGAAUUACAGUAAAGUUUUGGUAACAUUGCCUUUGAAAAGAUACAGAGCCAUUUGCUUUAUUUUGAGUGUGACAUACCUACAAAUGAUCAAUUAAAUCAUAAAGCAUUAA
Betta splendens (Siamese fighting fish) is the source of this 1733-nucleotide messenger RNA. RefSeq names its product phosphatidylinositol glycan anchor biosynthesis, class W (gene pigw). The record is from RefSeq and is a predicted model, not a curated record. Gene Ontology annotation, cellular component: membrane; endoplasmic reticulum. The transcript has 2 exons. Gene Ontology annotation, biological process: protein localization to plasma membrane; GPI anchor biosynthetic process. Bases 166 to 1647 code for a protein of 493 amino acids. Gene Ontology annotation, molecular function: glucosaminyl-phosphatidylinositol O-acyltransferase activity. NCBI's taxonomy places the organism in Eukaryota, Metazoa, Chordata, Actinopteri, Anabantiformes, Osphronemidae.